This is a messenger RNA of Ostertagia ostertagi, 342 nucleotides long. The record is from the annotation of a GenBank genome assembly. NCBI's taxonomy places the organism in Eukaryota, Metazoa, Nematoda, Chromadorea, Rhabditida, Trichostrongylidae.
AUGGCAAAUGACCAAGCAGUACGUCGCACUCUUGAGCCGCUCGUACUUGACUUCGUUCGGACGUUCAAUGCUGGGGAUUUCGAUCGAAUGGCCGAUUUCUAUCACACGAAUUCCGUAAUGGUUGAAAAAGACAAAAGUGUUCUGUAUGGAAAAAAGGAUAUCGUGGCGUCACUCCGUCAGAUGGCAACAGAUCUAGGAAAAACAAGAAUGGAGAUUUCCAACGCUAAAUACGACGGAGUAGCAGAAUUUCCUCAUAUUUAUACAGACUUCGCUUUCCAUACUGAAAAGGUACGCAAAUAUAUGCACAGCAUUAUUCAAAAAGUAUGUAGUAUGAGAGUAAAG